This is a messenger RNA of Porites lobata, 1588 nucleotides long. The record is from the annotation of a GenBank genome assembly. Lineage: Eukaryota; Metazoa; Cnidaria; Anthozoa; Scleractinia; Poritidae.
AUGGAAAACGAAAACAAGGAGUCUGGUUAUGCUACAAAGCCGAACGAAACGACAAACCCGCCACCUCUGGACGAAAACGCAUGUGUUUCAGAGGAAAUGUGGAAUGGACAAGGGAAAGCGGAAUUGGAUCAGACCGUUAUCGAUAAGAGACCUCGGAAACUAACUCAAAAGGGCAAGGGCUAUCGCCUCGCGCAAAGGAAAGGAGAAAGAAAUAAACUUAAACGAAAAAUACAAUCUCAGAUUGCUAACCUCAGCACGCUGUUGGGCCAUGAUAAGAACCUUGAGUUAAUCAGUGAUUUGUCUAUUAAACUAAAUGAUCUGUUUGAGCAGUUUGGUGAUCUGCACGAAGAAAUACAAGAACUUCUUACAGAAUUAUGAUGAUUUGUACCAAGAAAUUAGACUCAUUCAUGAAACAGUACAGAAGUGGAUGAUCGAUACCAAUCAUCGGAUUAGAGAUGAGAAAAUUGAAAGGGGUUCUACCAAGAGCAUCAAAUCAAAGGGCUCUAGGUCCUCGAAGUUGUCAACCACAUCCUCAAGGGCGAAGGCUCUCGAAGCCAAGGCAAGGCAGGCUGAGUUAGAGGCAAGGAUCGCACAACUUGAUCAAGUCGAGGCUGCGAAGAAGGAAGCAGAAAGAGCAAAACUAAUGGCCGAACGUGCAGCUGUGGCCGCUGUCAACAAAGUGUAUGAAGACGCUAUGAAGGAGGAUGACGAACAAUAUUUGGGCUUGGAUGAUCCUGACAUCAAUGAUACAGCUGCCGACGAUCAGCCUAAACCAAAGAAGUCUUCGCAGACCACUGAGCCUAUACAAACCAUAGAUGAAUCCAGAAAUUUGAGGAAAACUGAAGCAGAAAUUAAGCAUUUGAAUGAUCCUGCCGAGAAUCAGCUGGAAUCUAUAAGCGCUUUAGACCCUAAGGCACCAGAAUUUGCGUUGCCCUCUGUACCCUUACAAUCGGAAUGUGUUGUUAGCAAUGGUAGUGCAGCAUACUGCAACCCCAUGGUAACGAAUUGCAAUGCCGAAGUGACCAGUCUUGUACCACCAGCGGCCUUCUGGGAAAAGAUGGAAUUAAGAAUGACGCAACCCCCGCCUGUACCCGCUCCGUUUGAUGGAGAUCCAUCCCGCUACCUCCGUUUCAGAGCUGACUUUAGAGAUCAAGUCGAGAGCAGAGCAUCGUUGACUGAUAGCGAGAAAAUGAAUUAUUUAAUGACUUACACAGCUGGUAAAGCAAGGGAAGUCGUCGAAAACUAUCGGGGUCUACCAAAUGGUUGUCACAUCGCUCUGCAAAUGUUAAGGCAGAGAUUUGGACAAAAUGCAAUGGUAGUGGAGGCCCUCAAGUCGUCAGUGGUAAAUGGACCAAAGUUAAAGAAUGGUGACAGUGCAGCCCUUCUAGCUCUUUCCGAUAAAGUGCAAAACUGUCGCUGGGCAAUGAUUGAACUGCAAUCAAAGGAACUUGACUGUACUACGAACUUACGGCAAAUCUAUGAUCGUCUACCGUACCCCUUGCAGGCGAAAUGGAGAAGGUCAGCAAAGCAGUACCGUGAAGAACUGGUGGUGGAGAGCCGACGCUCAAGGAACUUUCGGAGUUCAUAA